CCCUAGUAAUCAGUUCCCAAAAUGACCCAUUUCCCCUGAAUUCACUGCCAUUCUAGCCAAUUGAGGCCACUGGGUGCCCAGCUCAUUAGCAAAGUUGGAGUCUUUCCACUGAAUAAGGAAGUUGGGGGGAAAUGCAUGUGUUAUCUAAGUGAGGAGAGAAGGAAGCCAUGGAAGGAGACGAGCGUCACGUGCUGCUCGCAUGUUUGAUUUCAGGAACCCUUUUCUCCGUUCUGGGUUCUGCUUCCUUUUCUAUACUCUGGCUUGUCAAUUGGAGGCCCUGGAGGAUCUACAGUUGGAUAUUCGCCAGGAAAUGGCCAGAUAUCUUACAUGGUCCCCAGCUGGAUAUAGUAUGUGGUUUUCUCUCGCUCUCGGCAUGGAUUCUUGUCAUUUCUCCAGUUCUUGUACUAAUCAUUUGGGGAAGCUGGCUAGUUUUAAUAUUGGAUCGACAUAUAAUUGGUCUGGCUGUAAUUAUGGCUGGUACUGCUCUUCUACUGGCUUUCUAUUCAAUCAUGCUCUGGUGGCGAACACAAUGGCAGAGCUCAAGGGCUGUUGCUAUUCUUCUUCUUCUUGCCGUUGCUCUUCUCUGUGCCUAUGAACUAUGUGCUGUAUAUGUUACAGCUGGUUCAAAAGCAUCUCAGCGGUAUUCUCCUUCCGGUUUCUUUUUUGGUGUAUCAGCAAUUGCCUUGGCAAUCAACAUGCUCUUUAUCUGUAGAAUGGUGUUCAAUGGAAAUGGCUUAGAUGUAGAUGAGUAUGUGAGGAAGGCAUACAAAUUUGCUUAUUCUGAUUGUAUAGAAGUGGGUCCUGUGGCUUGUUUACCAGAACCACCAGAUCCAAAUGAGUUAUAUCCUCGACAAUCUAGCAGGGCUUCACAUCUUGGGCUUCUUUACCUUGGCUCACUUGUAGUUCUUCUUGUGUACUCAAUCCUGUAUGGUCUUACUGCAAAGGACUCACGUUGGCUUGGAGCCAUUACAUCAGCUGCUGUGAUAAUUCUUGAUUGGAACAUGGGAGCGUGUUUAUAUGGGUUUGAACUCCUUAACAGUCGUGUUGCAGCGUUAUUUGUUGCUGGAACAUCUCGAAUAUUUCUCAUUUGCUUCGGCGUUCACUACUGGUACUUGGGGCACUGCAUUAGUUAUGCAGUUGUAGCAUCUGUUUUAUUAGGUGCUUCUGUUUCUCGUCAUUUAUCUGUAACAAACCCAUUGGCUGCAAGGAGAGAUGCCUUACAGAGUACUGUGAUACGACUGAGAGAGGGUUUCCGCAAAAAAGAACAUAACAGUUCAUCAAGCUCGUCUGAAGGUUGUGGCUCAAGCAUGAAACGUAGUGGUAGUGUUGAAGCAGGUUGCCUCGGUAAUGUUGUUGAAGCAAGUAACAGGAGCACAACACAGAGCACAGUUGAUGCUAAUAACUGGAGUAAUGUUCUAUUACGAACUGCGAGUUCUCAUGAGGGGAUUAAUAGUGAUAAAAGCAUAGAUAGUGGGAGGCCUAGUAUAGCAUUGUGUAGCAGCUCCUGUCGUUCAGUAAUCCAAGAGCCGGAAGUGGGAACGUCCUUUACUGACAAAAAUUGCGAUCAAAGUAGCACCUUGGUGGUUUGUUCUAGCAGUGGUCUUGAAAGCCAAGGCUGUGAAUCCAGUGCAUCAAAUUCUGCAAAUCAACAAACUUUGGAUUUGAAUUUAGCUUUUGCUUUGCAAGAAAGGUUGAAUGACCCCAGGAUAACAUCUAUGCUAAAGAAGAGGGGAAGACAAGGUGACCUUGAACUAGUUAAUCUUUUGCAGGAUAAAGGAUUGGAUCCUAACUUUGCUAUGAUGUUGAAGGAGAAGAGCUUGGAUCCAACCAUUCUGGCAUUACUUCAAAGAAGCAGUUUGGAUGCUGAUAGAGAUCAUCGUGACAAUACAGAUAUCACCAUAGCUGACUCAAAUAGUGUGGAUAAUGGUUUACCCAAUCAAAUAUCUUUAUCAGAAGAACUGAGGCUUCAUGGGCUUGAAAAAUGGCUCCAAUUAUCUAGGCUUGUUUUGCACCAUGUAGUAGGUACUCCAGAGAGAGCAUGGGUUCUCUUUAGUUUUGUUUUCAUCCUUGAAACAAUUGCUGUGGCAAUUGUCCGUCCAAAGAUAAUCAAAAUAAUAAAUGCGACCCAUCAACAGUUUGAAUUUGGGUUUGCGGUGCUGCUGUUAUCUCCUGUCGUCUGUUCAAUCAUGGCUUUUCUUCGAUCGCUUCAAGCAGAGGAAAUGGUCAUGACCUCUAAGCCGCGCAAGUAUGGUUUUGUUGCUUGGCUGCUGAGCACCUGUGUUGGAUUAUUGCUUUCCUUCUUGAGCAAAUCAUCAGUUCUUCUGGGACUGUCAUUGACUGUUCCCGUCAUGGUGGCAUGCCUUUCUGUUGCCAUUCCAACAUGGAACCGUAAUGGCUACCAAUUUUGGGUUCCUCAAUUACAUUGUGCAGGUUCUGCAGGGAACCAACAAAUUCGGGGAACAAAAGAGGGUGUUAUUCUUGUCUUCUGCACAACAUUAUUUGCUGGAUCUGUACUAGCUCUUGGCACAAUAGUGUCUGCAAAGCCCUUGGAUGACUUGGGAUACAAAGGAUGGACGGGUGAACAGAAAAGCUUUACAUCUCCUUAUGCAUCAUCUGUGUACAUUGGCUGGGCUAUGGCUUCUGCGAUUGCUUUAGUGGUUACUGGUGUACUGCCGAUUGUUUCAUGGUUUGCAUCCUACCGGUUCUCCCAUUUUUCUGCUGUGUGUGUCGGGAUAUUUACGGCUGUCCUUGUGUCAUUUUGCGGUGCAUCUUACAUCGAGGUUGUGAAAUCUAGAGAUGACCAAGUUCCUACAAAGGGUGACUUCCUUGCUGCUUUACUUCCUUUAAUUUGCAUUCCAGCAUUUCUGUCUCUGUGCUCUGGGCUGUAUAAAUGGAAGGAUGAUAAUUGGAAGCUUUCUCGGGGUGUGUAUAUCUUUGUAACCAUAGGUCUUCUUCUUCUGCUCGGAGCAAUAUCAGCUGUUAUAGUCGUAGUUACACCAUGGACGAUUGGGGUAUCAUUUCUUUUAGUUCUUCUCAUGAUUGUACUGGCUAUUGGUGCUAUACAUCAUUGGGCCUCAAACAACUUUUAUUUGACAAGGACCCAGACAUUCUUUGUUUGUUUCCUCGCUUUUCUUUUGGCACUGGCUGCACUUCUUGUUGGAUGGUUUGAAGAUAAACCAUUUGUCGGUGCUUCUGUUGGCUACUUUUUGUUUUUGUUUCUUCUUGCCGGGAGAGCAUUGACUGUUCUUCUUUCACCUCCUAUUGUUGUUUAUUCUCCAAGAGUUCUCCCUGUUUAUGUUUAUGAUGCUCAUGCAGAUUGUGCAAAGAAUGUCAGUGCUGCAUUUCUUGUGCUUUAUGGGAUUGCAUUGGCAACUGAGGGCUGGGGUGUUGUUGCGAGUUUGAAAAUUUAUCCACCAUUUGCUGGUGCCGCUGUAUCAGCAAUUACUCUUGUUGUAUCCUUUGGGUUUGCUUUCUCUCGUCCCUGCUUGACCCUCAAGAUGAUGGAAGAUGCCGUACACUUUCUUAGUAAAGAAACCGUUGUUCAAGCGAUUGCUAGAUCUGCCACCAAGACCAGAAAUGCUUUAUCUGGAACUUAUUCGGCUCCACAGAGGUCUGCCAGUUCAGCUGCUCUUUUAGUUGGAGAUCCCACGAUAAUGCGUGAUAGGGCAGGAAAUUUUGUGCUUCCCAGAGCAGAUGUCAUGAAAUUGAGAGAUCGCUUAAGAAAUGAGGAGCUAGUUGCAGGAUCAUUUUUCGGAAGAAUGAGAUAUGGAAGGACAUUCCGCCAUGAGCCACCUAGUAGUAUCGAUCACAGAAGAGAGAUGUGUGCUCAUGCACGAAUAUUGGCUUUGGAAGAGGCGAUUGAUACUGAAUGGGUAUAUAUGUGGGAUAAAUUUGGUGGUUAUCUGCUUCUUUUGCUUGGUUUGACUGCUAAGGCAGAGCGAGUACAGGAUGAGGUACGCUUGAGACUCUUUCUUGAUAGCAUAGGAUUUGCAGACUUAAGUGCCAAGAAAAUAAAAAAGUGGAUGCCAGAGGACCGUAGGCAGUUUGAGAUUAUUCAGGAGAGUUACCUAAGAGAAAAGGAGAUGGAAGAGGAACUCUUGAUGCAAAGACGUGAAGAGGAGGGGAAAGGCAAAGAGAGAAGAAAGGCUCUCUUGGAGAAGGAAGAACGCAAAUGGAAGGAGAUAGAAGCGUCUUUAAUUUCUUCUAUUCCUAAUGCUGGCAGCAGGGAAGCUGCAGCUGUGGCAGCUGCAGUGCGUGCAGUAGGGGGUGAUUCAGUUCUUGAUGAUUCUUUUGCUAGAGAGAGAGUUUCAAGCAUUGCGCGUCGGAUACGCACAGCUCAGCUAACUCGGCGAGCACUUCAGACUGGAAUUUCGGGUGCUGUAUGCGUUCUAGACGAUGAACCGACAACAAGUGGCAGGCACUGUGGCCAGAUUGAAUCCAGCAUCUGUCAAAGUCAGAAGAUCAGCUUUUCCAUUGCAGUGAUGAUUCAACCCGUGUCUGGGCCUGUUUGCCUAUUAGGCACUGAGUUUCAAAAGAAAAUUUGCUGGGAAAUAUUGGUUGCCGGUUCCGAGCAAGGAAUUGAAGCUGGACAAGUUGGGCUUAGAUUGAUCACUAAAGGCGACAGACAAACUACUGUUGCAAAGGAAUGGAGUAUUGGUGCAACUAGUAUUGCAGAUGGAAGGUGGCAUUUGGUAACAAUGACAAUUGAUGCUGAUUUAGGUGAGGCCACUUGCUAUCUCGAUGGUGGUUUUGAUGGCUACCAGACCGGUUUACCAUUGCAUGUGGGCAAUACUAUUUGGGAGCUAGGAACCGAAGUUUGGGUAGGUGUUAGACCGCCUACAGAUAUGGAUGCAUUUGGGAGGUCAGAUAGUGAAGGGGCUGAGUCUAAGAUGCAUAUUAUGGAUGUGUUUUUAUGGGGAAGGUGCUUAACGGAGGAUGACAUUGCUGCUCUCCAUGCAGCUGUUGGGUCAGCUGACACUAGUAUGAUAGAUUUUCCUGAAGAUGCUUGGCAGUGGGCAGAUUCACCUUCUAGAGUUGAUGAAUGGGAUAGUGAUCAUGCCGAAGUAGAACUAUAUGAUAGGGAUGAAGUUGAUUCGGAUGGGCAAUAUUCAAGUGGGAGGAAAAGAAGGUCAGAACGUGAUGGAGUUCUGGUUGAUAUGGAUUCUUUUGCCAGGAGAUUUAGGAAACCUAGGAUGGAAACACAAGAAGAAAUAAAUCAACGUAUGCUUUCUGUUGAAUUGGCUGUCAAAGAAGCUCUCUGUGCAAGAGGAGAAACAAAUUUUACUGAUCAGGAGUUUCCUCCAAAUGAUCAAUCAUUAUUUGUAGAUUCAGAAAAUCCCCCCUCAAAGUUGCAGGUCGUUUCAGAAUGGAUGAGGCCUGCUGAUAUUGUAAAAGAGAGCAGGCUUGGUGCUCGGCCCUGCUUAUUUUCUGGCACUGUGAAUCCUUCUGAUGUUUGUCAGGGUCGACUGGGUGAUUGUUGGUUUUUGAGUGCUGUUGCUGUUCUGACGGAAGUUUCUCGAAUAUCGGAAGUUAUUAUUACUCCAGAAUAUAACGAGGAAGGAAUCUACACUGUCCGCUUCUGUAUUCAGGGUGAGUGGGUUCCUGUUGUUGUUGAUGAUUGGAUUCCAUGCGAAUCACCGGGUAAACCAGCAUUUGCUACUAGCAGAAAAGGUAACGAGUUGUGGGUCUCUUUACUGGAGAAGGCAUAUGCCAAAUUGCAUGGCUCCUAUGAAGCUUUAGAAGGUGGACUUGUCCAAGAUGCUCUUGUAGACCUCACUGGAGGUGCGGGGGAAGAGAUUGACAUGAGGAGUGCUCAGGCCCAAAUUGAUCUUGCGAGUGGUCGAUUAUGGUCUCAGUUGUUGCGCUUCAAACAGGAGGGAUUUCUUCUGGGUGCUGGAAGUCCAUCUGGUUCAGAUGUACAUAUUUCCUCCAGUGGCAUUGUCCAAGGUCAUGCUUACUCAUUAUUGCAGGUGAGAGAGGUGGAUGGUCACAAGCUUAUUCAGAUUCGGAAUCCAUGGGCCAAUGAAGUCGAGUGGAAUGGCCCUUGGUCUGACUCAUCGCCUGAAUGGACUGAUAGGAUGAAGCACAAGCUGAAGCAUAUUCCACAGUCAAAAGAUGGCAUAUUCUGGAUGUCCUGGCAAGACUUCCAAAUUCAUUUUCGAUCAAUAUAUGUUUGCCGUAUCUAUCCCCCAGAGAUGCGCUACUCUGUUCACGGCCAAUGGCGAAGUUAUAGUGCUGGUGGUUGCCAAGACUAUGAGACAUGGCAUCAAAAUCCACAAUUCCGAUUGCGGGCCACAGGGCCAGAUGCCUCAUUUCCAAUUCAUGUAUUCAUUACAUUGACACAGGGUGUGAGCUUCUCAAGAACAGUUGCUGGUUUCAGAAACUAUCAAUCCAGCCAUGAUUCAAUGAUGUUCUAUAUUGGGAUGAGGAUACUCAAAACCCGAGGCCGCCGAGCUGCUUACAAUAUAUACCUACAUGAAUCAGUUGGUGGGACAGAUUAUGUUAAUUCACGAGAAAUAUCGUGUGAAAUGGUUUUGGAUCCAGAUCCAAAAGGUUACACAAUAGUCCCAACAACUAUACACCCUGGCGAAGAAGCUCCAUUUGUUCUUUCUGUUUUUACAAAAGCAUCAAUAACCUUGGAAGCCUUGCACUGAUGGCUCUUCAGUUAUUUUCUUCUCCUUCGGUCUGAGAGCGCAUUUGCAGGGAUUUGAAUGCUUGGUUUGGACGUGGACUAUGUUUCCCUGCUGGCAGGUUAUCGGCCACAAAUCAGAAAUGAUGACAAGGCCAGACAUACACUAUGUAAGCGAGUCUCUCACGACUUCAAAUGCAAAGAUGGGCCAGGUAGCAGGUGAUACCCUACGGCAGAACUCAGCUCUACAGCUCAGUCGCAUCCAAGUGUCAAGAGUUCUCAGUGAAAGAAUCAGUAAGAUUGAAUGCGAUGAUGUGAUGUGAACUGGUGCUUGUGAAACUAAAAACUAAAGGCUCCCUUGACUUGGCCGCCAAGUAUAUCUAUCCUUCACUUCUGCAGUAUCAACCAGGGAAGAGGGCUUUCUGUGGGUUUUGUAAGUUUAUGUAUGUGUACAUACAACUAACUGUUUUGUAGGGAUGGAUAUAGGAUAGAGUUGAUCUUGUAAAUGAGGGGGAAAUAGGAGGAAAGGAAUAGGAAUGUUUAGUUCAAGGGAAAUAUAAGUUAGCAAAUUUAGCUAGAAUCCUGUGUUGUUCAAGCCGAUGCAGUUUUGAAUUUGAGGGUGUCAUAUUAGAGCCAUUAAUUGUACAAAUAUUUGACAUUUUCAAUGCAAGCUGUAUUGUUUC
Molecule: messenger RNA, 7311 nt
Organism: Fragaria vesca subsp. vesca
Lineage: Eukaryota; Viridiplantae; Streptophyta; Magnoliopsida; Rosales; Rosaceae
Exons: 31
Coding region: 168-6653 (2161 amino acids)
Biological process (GO): proteolysis
Cellular component (GO): cytoplasm
Molecular function (GO): calcium-dependent cysteine-type endopeptidase activity
Source: RefSeq, a predicted model, not a curated record